AUGAACAUUGUGGGAAAGCUCAGUUUGAUGAUACCAUGGAGUAUAUUUUUGCUUCAUUCACUGCUGUCCUCUUUGCAAGGAUCUUAUUGCAAGCUUUCUCUUUUGAGAAGAACUUCAAGGUGUAGAAAAGAGGUAGUUGGUGUGAAAUGUUGCACUGAGGUGAAUCAGGACUCUGAGGGAAAUGGGCCCUCGGGACUGAUGGUGUCCCAGGAGGGCCUUCAGCAGGAACCUGCUGUCACAGCAAGGCCACUCAACCUUCCCAAUAUAACGCAGAAGAGCAAAGUCACUUUCCCAAGGGCGAUGGCUAGGAUUCAAGCUGCCUUCCCUCAGCCACACCUUCAUGGGGCCUUGACGCGGAGUCCAGCAGGAGUUUCAUGUCAAGAGUGCCUUAAUGGAGCAGCUUGCACAGAGGCAGGUGGCUGUGACUGUCAGUUAUUUCAGGCUCAAGGAAGCAGGUGCCAAAUUGUACCUAACACUGGUAAGGACCGAGGUGGGAUUUGCAAAUCUUGGGGACAGUAUCAUUUUGAAACAUUUGAUGGCAUCUACUACUACUUCCCAGGAAAUUGCUCCUAUAUUUUUGCAAAAGAUUGCAGUACUCCAGAACCCCAGUUCACUGUUUGGGUUCAUAACAGCCCUCACUGUUACGGUUCAGUAUAUACUUGUCAGAGGUCCAUCAGCUUAUUUUUUUCAAAUCAAGAAGAAAUAAUUAUUUCAAGACAUGAAGUGAGAAAAGAUGGAAUCAGAUUAACAUUGCCUCAAACAAUUGGAAAUGCUUUCCUUGAGAGACUGGCUGACUAUAUUCUGGUGAAGACUACCUUUGGUUUUUCACUUGCUUGGGAUGGAUACUCUGGUAUUUAUAUCAAGCUGACAGAAGAUCAUAAGGGAAAACCUUGUGGUCUCUGUGGAAAUUUUAAUGGCAACAAAUAUGAUGACCUGAUUAUAGUCUUGGGUGAAUAUACAGAAGACAUUGCUGAAUUUGCAAAUAGUUGGUCUGUGCAAACCUCAGAUGAUGUAGCUUGUGUUCCUACUGUCUCAGAUUUUUCCAGUCCUUGCUUAGCUGAUGCAGAAUCCACUGAGGACAUAUUCUUCAAGUGUCAAAUAUUGCUACAGUUUCCUUUUCUCAGCUGUCAUGAAAGCAUAGAUCCGUAUUCUUAUAUUUCUAGCUGUAUGAAUGAUCUUUGCAGAAUGGAUGACGAUGACACAUACUGCAGGGCGGUGACAGAGUACGCUAGAGCAUGUUCGCAUGCUGGGGCCCCGGUGCGGGAUUGGAGGGAUGACUUUCCUGCCUGUACUGAGAAAUGUGAAGACAGCUUUGUACACCGUGACUGUAUCAGUUGUUGUCCACCAACUUGCACAUUUGAAAAAGAUUGCCUUGGCAGCAACCUGCACUGCUUAGAUGGCUGUUAUUGUCCCGAUGGUCUCAUUAUGGAAAAUGGAACUUGUAUCUCCGUGUCAAAUUGUCCUUGUAUUUAUCAUGGAACUGCCUUCCCUGUAGGCUCGAAGAUUGAACAAGAAUGUAGCAACUGUGUUUGUAUUGGUGGAAGUUGGAAUUGCACUGAUCAUGAUUGCCCAGCGGAGUGCUCCGUCACAGGUAGCUCUCAUUUCACAACAUUUGAUGGACGUCAUUUUACCUUUCUUGGGAUAUGCCAGUACAUUUUGGUAAAAGGCUCUGGGAAAAACAAAUUCACAGUCACAUUACAGAAAGCACCUUGUGGACAGAACUUUGACCAUGCCUGCAUUGAGUCUAUAACACUAGUUCCUGAAGAUGAUGUGAGCAAACAAGUAACUCUCACAAGAUAUGGUCAAGUCCAAACUGGCCCUAAACAAGUUUCUAACCUUAAUGGGGCUAUUGAAAUUCAGAAUAUAUCUUCCUUCUUUGUUCAGCUGAAAACUAGCUUUGGUUUGAAGAUACUGUUUGCGAAAGAUGGUGAGAGGAUCUAUAUUCAAGUUGAUGUUCGCUGGAAGAGAAGAACAUUAGGGCUAUGUGGAACAUACAAUGGGAAUUUAAGAGAUGAUUUUCUUUCGCCAGCAGGGAUGAUAGAAGGGACCCCACAACUUCAUGCCAAUGCUUGGAAGGUUUCCUCAGCUUGUUCUGUGCCUAUCAAUAUUCCUGUGGUUGAUCCCUGCAACAUUAAUCAGCAAAAUGCUGGAUACGCAUCUUACUGUGAUAUAAUCAAUGAAGACAUUUUUGCUCCCUGCCAUGCCUACAUCAGCCCAGGAUUAUACUACCAGCUAUGCCGCUUUGAUGCAUGCAAGUGCGGAAGCAGCUGCUUGUGCAACGCUUUGGCACACUACGCUUACGUCUGUGGCAAACACGGGGUCACCAUUGACUUCAGAUCUCAUAUUUCUUACUGUGCUGUGGUUUGUCACAGUGGUAUGCUUUAUCAUCAGUGCUCUUCUUUUUGUAAACACUCCUGUGCUUCACUUUCUAUGGCAAAUAUCUGUGGUGAUGACUGUGCAGAAGGAUGUAAUUGUCCCGAUGGGAAAUAUUUUGAAGAGUCUAUCAACUUUUGUGUAUCAAUAUCUGCUUGUCAUUGUCGUUACAAGGGCAAAGCCCUCCAGCCUGGAGAAAUCCUCGCUACACCAACAGGCUCCUGUCAGUGCUUGAAUGGAACUGUCAAAUGUAUUGAAGCCACUACAGAAAAUACAGUUCACACAUGCCCUGAAGGAAAAAUCUACUAUGACUGCAGAUCUCCUGUGCCUGGAUUGCCAGCAGCUGGUGUGAAUUGUGGGAUCUCUUGUGCGAACCUUGCCAUGAACUUCUCCUGUGUCCCCUCACCACCCUGUGCAAGUGGCUGCAUUUGCCCCCCUGGGAUGGCUGAGCAUAAAGGGAAAUGUUAUAUUCCUGACAGCUGUCCAUGCACCUGGAAAGACAGGGAGUUUUUGUCAGGAGAAGUGAUAGCUACACCAUGUUACACCUGUGUUUGUCGGAAAGGGAUAUUCAAUUGCACUAGUUACCCCUGUCCUGCUGUAUGCACUAUUUAUGGAGAUCGACAUUAUUAUACCUUUGAUGGUUUGGAGUACGACUAUGUCAGUGACUGCCAAGCUUACCUGCUAAAGAGCACAGAUAACUCAAAUAUAUCCAUAAUUGCUCAGAACAAGAAGUGCUUUGACAAUGAUAUUGUUUGCUCGAAGAAUGUCUUCAUUACUGUUGGAAACACUGAGAUUUAUUUUAGUGAACCUUCUGAGAAACAGACCUUAAGGGGACAGGAAAACAAAUCUAACUAUCAGGUUUGGAAGGCUGGAUAUUAUACUGUGAUACACUUUCCAGAACAGGACAUUACAAUUCUUUGGGAUAAGAAGACAAUGAUGCAUGUUAAAGUGGGACCUCGAUGGAAGGGUAAACUGGCAGGUUUGUGUGGGAAUUUUGACAGAUAUACUUCAAAUGAUCUGACUACAUCAAACAACAUGGAGGUGAGAAAUGCACAGGUCUUUGGAGACAGCUGGGUAUUAGGACAGUGCAAGAGCCCAAAUGAAACGCUAAGACCAUGUGAGGUACAUCAGAGCAAGUUCCCUUAUGCCAAAAAGGAAUGCUCAAUUUUAUACAGUGAUGUUUUUGCACCUUGUCGCAAUGUGAUUGAUGUGACUUCUUUUGUCAAAAACUGUCACACAGAUACGUGCAACUGCAAUCUCGGUGGAGACUGUGAGUGCUUGUGUACCAGUAUUGCAGCUUAUGCCCACAAAUGCUGCCAGCAAGGAGCAGCAAUUCACUGGCGAUCUCCUUCGCUCUGUGCUUAUGACUGUGAAUAUUACAAUCAAGGUCUUGGUGAAGGACCCUAUAUUUUGGCAAGCUAUGGAGAGAAUGACACAAUUAUAGGAGCUAACAUUUCCAGUAGAAGGAUAUUUCCCCUGCCUAGAAGCGGAGCAUAUGGAAAUAUAUAUUUUAGUUUCAUGAUAACUCCCGGUCUUUUCAAAGAUAAAGAUUUAUCUCCCUCUCUUGUUUCCCUCGAGUCUGCUGAAAGACCAAACUACUUUCUCUACAUACAUGACAACGAAACCAUUGGGUUGGAACAGUGGCAGGCAAAUCCCUCCUUUCAGAGACGAGCCACCUUCUUCCACCACCAGGGCCUCUGGACACCAGGGCUCAGCGCCUUCGAACUGCACAGUAAAAAAGGCUUUUUCAUCACUCUCACCUCAUCCGGUGUAAAAGUCGCAAAGUAUGAUGAUUCAGAAGGAUUCAAGCGUUUGAGUAGCUUUACUAUUGAAGAACUCAGUGCAUCUGUGCCUUAUAGAAGGAUGUGUGAGUGGCGAUAUGAAUCUUGUGCUAAUCCUUGUGUUAAAACAUGUAGUGAUCCUGAAGGAACAGCAUGUAAAUUCCUUCCUCCGGUCGAAGGAUGCUUGCCAUACUGUCCCAAAAAUUUGAUCCUUGAUGAGGUCACACUUAAAUGUGUUUAUCCAGAAGACUAUACACAAAGAAUCUCAAAAAAUCCAGUUAUAGACUUUGCAACUCCUUAUGUAGGUUUAUCUACAUCCAUUUUAAAAGUAAGCCCUUCUACCACCUUCUCAGCGUUGCUGAAAACAUCCAUUGUAAUGCCCUCUUUACUAGUGGCCACAGUUCCUGAAACCACCUUAAAAAAUCGGUCCAGUAGGUUCUCUCUGUCUUCACCACCUCCUACUCAUAUCUCUACUGUUUCUCUAGGAAAGCAGAGUUCUUUGGUAAGUUCUUCAGGAGAAGAUGGAACAGUAUCAGCCAUAUCAGCUGGAUUUGUCACUCAGUCCACUACACCAAUGAUCACGAACACAGCAGUGAAUGCUACAUCCUUAAAGGCACCUUAUAUUUUUGCAAAAAUAACACCCAGCUCUUCAGGCAGUUUAUUAGUUGCUUCUGACACUACUGUAGCCUCUAGGAUUACUACAAAAACCACAGAUUCUUUUGUUACCAAUUUGGACUUUUAUAUGGCUUCAGCUUCAGUUCCUACCACCAUAGAAACACCUAUGCAUAUGCCCCACAAAUCUUUAUUUACUUCUGCAGUGAGUCAAGCUUCACAGAGCACUAAAGAAACUCCAAAAACAAAACCAACUGGUACUACAAGUCCAUUAUCACAGACGAAGAAUACCUCAUUUACAGCUUCAGAAGUUAAACACACAACCUCAUUUGACAGAACUGAGGAUAUUUUAGAAAGCGGUCAGACUCCACAUGAGCAAAGAAAUGUUACCAAGACAAAGUCAACCACAACUGAGAAGUUUUCCCUGCCUUAUUUGACAAUGUCUGCAGUUCAGAGUUCACUUUUUUCAAGAAAUACAGCCUCAGUAAAAAAUCUCUCUGUUUCUGGAGUCCCAUACGUAACAACAGCAGAUUGGUACAAAAUCCCUACUCAGAAAACUUUUAAACCUUAUUUCAGUUUAACGGAGCCCACAGAAAUGCAGACCAGGACUAUAGGAGAUUUAUCUCAUUCUAGUGGUGAAAUGGCUCUGUCGUCAGAGCCUGUGGAAACACAAGUUUCUCUGGCAAGCACAGAAACAAUGACAGCUAUAGCUGACAACGCUUCUUUUGAUGCAAUGAUGCAUGCGUUGAUGUCAACAUCUUCGAAAUGUGUGCCAAGAUACCUUGAACCUGUUGACAAGUGUAGCCAGUAUGUCUGUGUUAACACAAGUUGGAUGUUAUACAACCUUUCAAGGAACUGCCCUAAGGAUGUGCAGAAGCCAGACUGUGGUUUUCGAGGAAUGCCAUUUCAAGUUAACACUGAUAGCUGUUGCCCAGAAUGGGAAUGUCCCUGUCAAUGUUCUGUACUGUCUGAACUGAGCAUUAUUACAUUUGAUGGAAACAACAUAGCCCUAUGUAAUAUGGCUUCCUACAUCUUAGUCAAGUUGCCAGGAGAAAUUAUUGUUGCUCAUAUUGAAAAAUGUCCUGCUAAUCAGAGUGCAAAUUCAAUAAGAAAACUGGUUCCCCCUGCAAGCACUUCAGGGCUUUGCUUUAAGAAAUUAAAUGUAACAACACGCACAUCUAAAUUACUUAUCAAUCGUUUGGCGAGAAAAGUAGUAGUGGAUUCUGUAACUCAAUCAUUACCAUUUUCAAAAGAAGGACUGAGUAUUCAGGAUACUGGUGCAAUGUAUGUCAUUAGUACCCCAGCUGGUAUUAGCAUCAAGUGGGCUCACAUCACAGGCAUCAUAGAUAUACAGUAUGGAUUACACUCUAACACAUCAAUGAAGACAGAAGGACUUUGUGGGGUGUGUAAUGGAGACCCUACUGAUGACCUGAAAAUGCAAAACAGGACCAUAAUUAAAAAGAUGGAGGAAAUUGAAGUGUUCAUUAAGAGUUGGGAAAUUGAAAAAUCACUUGAUGUAACAACCAGGAGGCCAGUGAGAAACUGUACUGAAGAUAACUGCACAUACUGUAUGGAACUGUUAAACAGAAGCAAUUUCAUCCCUUGUCACAAGAAAGUAUCACCACAGGAGUUUUGUGAGAAGAUGUGGCUCAAUAGUACUUAUUUUUGGAAUUAUGAGUGUGAUGCACUUUCUGCAUAUGUGACUUUAUGUAACAAGCACAACGUCUGCAUUAAAUGGAGGACACCUGAUUACUGUUCAUUGAAUUGUCCUGAGGGCAAGGAAUACCAGCCUUGCGUGCAGCCCUGUGAAGCCAAGACAUGCUUGAAUAAAUGGUUCUAUGAAGAUUUUCCCUGUUCUUGUUUAAGGGAAGACUGUGUAUGUAAAAAUGGCACUAUUCUGCAUAGAACAGACUCUGACCUCUGUAUACCGGAAGAAAAAUGUACAUGUACGGAUAACAAAGGACAGCCCCGCUCUGCUGGGGAGGUCUGGAAUGGGUCUAUACGAGGCUGUUGCAUGUACAACUGUUUGAAGAAUGGAAGCAUUGUUGCUGUAGAACCUGAAUGUAACGAGGAUCCACCACCAGUCUGUGAAAGAGAAGGGGAAGUUACCAUCCACGUCAUCGAAGAGGGAGCUUGCUGUCCAAAGAAAGUUUGUGAAUGUAACAUGUCAUUGUGUGACACCAUUAUUCCAACAUGCAACCCCAAUGAAAAAUUAGUGGUAGGCUACCAAACCCUGUCCUGCUGUCCACAGUACCGUUGUGAAUGUGAUCCUUCAGUUUGUUCCAAUACUUCCCAGCCAGACUGCAGAGAAGAUCAAUUUAUUGUUGAAGCAAAACAAGAAGAUCCCUGCUGUUUCUCUUAUCUCUGUGUUUGUGAAUCCUGUAUUGAGCCAGUUCCUUUGUGUAAUGAAGGAGAAAUUCUCACUGUAGACCUUAAUACCUUACAAUACUGUUGUCCUCAUUACUACUGCGUUUGCGAUGAAAAUCUUUGUUCUGAGCCUCCUAUGAAUUGUACAGAUGACAUGACUCUUGUGAAGCAAAAAAUACCUGAACAGUGUUGUCCAGAAUGGCACUGUGAAUGUAGCUGUGAAAAUGCUACUUUGCUGACCUGUAAAUUGGGAGAAGUUAAAAAAAUAGAUAGUAGUGUUUCCAGUGCUUGUGGAUGCUCUCACUACAUUUGUGAGAAGGAUGAUGUAUGCAUCUUCCAAGAGGUCACAGUACUGAAUCCUGGACAGUCAGUUAUUCAGUACUUGGAUGAAGACCUGUGUUACACUGUACAGUGUUUACAAGACAAAGAUCAUAACACAGGAUACAAUGCCAUGAAUUUCACAAUGGUGAACUGUUCCCAGCAGUGCGAAGCUCAUCAAAUGUAUAUUCCUUCCUCCAGUCACCAUACUUGUUGUGGUACCUGUCAAAACGUGUCCUGCUCUUUUCAUACUGAGAAUGGAACUCUAAUUGUGUAUGAGGAAGGAAGCACCUGGAGCUCCAACUGCACCAACUACAAGUGUGCAAAGACUGUUGCAGGGGCUAUCAUAAUGGGAUCAAGUGUUGUCUGCCCCCCUUUUAAUGACACUGAGUGUACAAAGAAUGGAGGCAUUGUGCAGACCUAUAAUGAUGGCUGCUGCAAGACCUGCAAAAAGGAAGAAAGGAUAUGCCAGAAAAUGACCAUCAGGACAACCAUAAGAAAAAAUGACUGUAUAAGUCAAAGCCCGAUAAACGUGGCUUCUUGUGAUGGAAAAUGCCCAUCUGCAACCAUUUUCAAUGUCAAUAUCGAUAGCCAUUUAAGAUUCUGUAAAUGUUGUCGAGAAACUGGAACAAGAAAUCUCACUGUGCCACUACGCUGCUCAGGAAAUGGCACUGAAAUCAUGUAUGUCAUUCAAGAGCCUAUAGACUGCUCGUGCCAGUGGAACUGA
Messenger RNA from Colius striatus (speckled mousebird), 8178 nucleotides. It is a transcript of the gene OTOGL, whose product is annotated as otogelin like. The transcript has 58 exons. Lineage: Eukaryota; Metazoa; Chordata; Aves; Coliiformes; Coliidae. Gene Ontology annotation, cellular component: extracellular matrix. The record is from RefSeq and is a predicted model, not a curated record. Gene Ontology annotation, biological process: L-arabinose metabolic process. Gene Ontology annotation, molecular function: protein binding; alpha-L-arabinofuranosidase activity. The coding region runs from base 1 to 8178 and encodes 2725 amino acids.